AUGUUCACCGAAUUUAUACAGAAGCUGCAGCAGUACUCGUCAAAUUAUACAAAUAUUAUUGUGAUGGGCGAUUUAAAUUGUAAUCUCCUCGAAAAUUCUUUCGAAUCACAAUUCCUUCGCAACUUCAUAUCGGAACACUCGUUAUUUCUUGUGCCACACUCCGCAACACAUCAUACUCGUUUUUCAGAUACUCAGAUAGAUGUUAUUAUUACCGACGCCGAACAUAAAGUAACCGAAUUUUCGCAAUCUGAUGUACCUUUUGCAGUCGGCCAUGAUCUCUUAAAAAUCACAUACAAAUUUCGUCGAGAUGAUCCACCCGUAAAUAUUUCAUUACUAAAUGCGGAUAUUCUCAACGUACUUGCCACUACUACUUAUUUUACACAAACGUCUGAAUAUUCAAAUCCGUCAACGAACAACGUUUUAUCAAUCUUUAAUGAUGCAAUUUUAUCUGCCUUAGGAAGACAUGCUCCGUUGCGUAUGAUAACUACUGUCCGCCCACCAACACCAUGGCUGAGCGAUAGCAUUAAAUUACAAAUUAAGAAUCGUGAUCGCGCGUAUCGUAUUACCAGACGUACGGGUAGCCAAAGAUUAUUCGACGAGUAUCGAGCGUUGAGAUCUAGGCUUAAAAUAUUAAUGCGAAAUGCCAAAGAAGAAUAUAUGUCAAAGUCUGUUGCAAAUAUGACCGAGCCAGUAAAGAUAUGGGCUUUUCUACGACGAAUGGGGUUACUUGAGUCACGAUCCCAAUCUGCCUUGCAAUACUUCUCCGCAUCUGAACUCAAUGAGUAUUACACUACCAUCACGACAGCGUAUCCUUCUUGCUCCGACGAGUCACUCAUUGCCAUUCUAUCUCAUUGGCCAUCCGCUGUUACAUCAACCUUCACUCUUGCUACCCUGUCUGCCGAACAGGUCACCGACGCCUUACGAAGAUCGUUGCCAAAGGCCAAGGGCCGUAGCCUCGACGGAAUACAAUUAGUGUAUCUAAAGGACUCAUUACCGGAAAUAACACCGUACCUAACAUCAAUCUACAAUUCUUCCAUCAUCACAGGUAAAUAUCCGGAUGAUUGGAAGCGCUGUCUUGUAGUUCCUCUCAAUAAAACACCCGUUCCUGCGAACCCUAAUCAAACCAGACCGGUGGCAAAUCUACCACAUCUCGCCAAACCCCUCGAUGCAAUGAUUGCCCAACAAGUCUCAAUAUAUCUCGAAAACAACAACCUUCUGAAUCUACAAGAAUCUGGAUUUCGCAAGAACCACAGCACGCAGACCGCACUACUAAAUCUGCUAGAUUAUGUACGUCACAGCAUUGAGCAAGGGUCGGUUACUUUCGUCGUUUUCUUCGACUUCACUAAGGCGUUCGACAUGCUCGAUCACACUUUAUUACUAUGUAUAUUAAGGGACCACGGAUUCGAUGACGGAGCUGUGAAAGGUUCCAUUCAUAUCUGA
This is a messenger RNA of Cyphomyrmex costatus, 1440 nucleotides long. RefSeq lists its product as uncharacterized. Bases 1 to 1440 code for a protein of 479 amino acids. The record is from RefSeq and is a predicted model, not a curated record. The transcript has a single exon. Lineage: Eukaryota; Metazoa; Arthropoda; Insecta; Hymenoptera; Formicidae.